Messenger RNA from Micromonas commoda, 1005 nucleotides. RefSeq lists its product with no specific name. The annotation marks the transcript as partial. Gene Ontology annotation, molecular function: pantoate-beta-alanine ligase activity. NCBI's taxonomy places the organism in Eukaryota, Viridiplantae, Chlorophyta, Mamiellophyceae, Mamiellales, Mamiellaceae. Gene Ontology annotation, biological process: pantothenate biosynthetic process. The record is from RefSeq and is a predicted model, not a curated record. The transcript has a single exon.
GAGGUCAUCACGGACGCCAAGGCCAUGCGCGCGUGGUCCCGCGCGCACCGCAUCGCGGGGCGCCGCGUCGCCCUCGUCCCCACGAUGGGCUACCUCCACGACGGGCACCUGUCCCUCGUCAGCGCCGCGUUGGACCGAGCCGACGCGAUCGUCGUCAGCAUCUACGUCAACCCGGCGCAGUUCGCCGCGCACGAGGAUUUCGGGACGUACCCGAGGGAUCAAGACGGGGACCUGGCGAAGCUGAGGGCGCUGGGGGUCCACGCGGUGUUCCAACCGGAGGCGCUGUACGCGGGCAGAGCGCCCCACGGGCACGACGAGGCGGCGGCAAAGGAAGAGACAAAGGCGGCAAAGGAAGAGACGGAAGGGACGGAAAAAGCCCAAGGAGGGACGGACGAAAAGGCACGGCUCGCGGCGGGAGGGACGAAGCGAGACGUUCCCCCGCACGAGACGUUCGUGACGGUGGAGGAGCUCCAGCGGGGGUUCUGCUCCGUCACGAGGCCGCACUUUUUCCGAGGGGUUGCCACCGUGGUGUGCAAGCUGUUCAACAUAUGCGAGCCCGACGUGGCGGUGUUCGGCAAGAAGGACUACCAGCAGUGGCGUCUCAUCCGGCGCAUGGUCCGCGACCUCGACUUCGAGAUCGACGUCGUGGGGGUACCCCUGGCGCGCGAACCCGACGGCCUCGCCAUGAGCAGCAGGAACGUGCGGUUGACGCCGCAGCACAGGAAAAACGCGGUACGCAUCAGCGAGGCCAUCGCGCUGGUCAAGGAGGUGUGCGAGCUGGCCGUCGCGAACGGAACCCCGAAGGAUGCCACGCACUUCAAGGGGCUCAUCUGCCAGGCGAUCGCGAACAGCGGCGGCGUCGUCGACUACGUGGACAUCGUGGAGCAGCGGACGCUGAAGCCUGUGGAGUGGCCGCUUCGAGGGCCGAUACCCGCACACGUGCCGCAGGUGAUUUUAGUCGCGGCCAAGUACGGUGACGUCAGGUUACUCGACAACGUCGAGUUG